Ictalurus punctatus (channel catfish) is the source of this 1469-nucleotide messenger RNA. RefSeq names its product zona pellucida sperm-binding protein 3. Gene Ontology annotation, biological process: egg coat formation; positive regulation of acrosome reaction; binding of sperm to zona pellucida. The transcript has 8 exons. The record is from RefSeq and is a predicted model, not a curated record. Gene Ontology annotation, molecular function: acrosin binding. Bases 56 to 1408 code for a protein of 450 amino acids. Gene Ontology annotation, cellular component: extracellular matrix. Lineage: Eukaryota; Metazoa; Chordata; Actinopteri; Siluriformes; Ictaluridae.
AAAUAGGCUGUUUGGUUUGAAAGGUAUUCUUGGAGGUCUUUUAACAGUACAAAAAAUGUUAUUGAAAGCUGUGUUACUCUUGGUGGGGUGGACUUGUAUGGUGAGUCCUUUUCCUUAUAUGCUUGAUGACGCUGCAUCUGAUGACUCAUGGCCUGAUCUGGAGGAAUCCUCGCCAAAAUACAAGGCUCAGACUCCAGUAAACCCAACUCUUCAUACUCCGUGUCCACCCUUGAAAUUACCACAAUUUCAGCAAAUCCGCUCUUCAGAUGUCCAUAAGCUUAUUUUUAAACCUGCAAGAAACCUUAGACCGGUACCUGCUUUGAUGAAGUCUAUAUUGCUGCCAUCACCUACUCCUGCCACAGCAGCUCCCUUGCCUUCUAAACCAAGACGUAUAGAGCUUUUGUGCCACAUUGACCGGAUUUAUGUGAGGGUUCGGAAGAGUCUCUUUACCAAUCCAGAUGCUGGGAAAUAUCUCAAAGUGGGAACAUGUACUGUGAAUACGGAUACAGCUGAGUAUUACUACUUCCUAUAUCCCAUCAACAGCUGCAAUGUACAACGUCAUGAAAAUGAGAACCAUGUUCUCUAUUCAAACGUGUUGUCCUAUGAGCCUCUGACCGAUGAACCAGUUAUUCGUGAGCUACCAUUUUCUGUGCCACUGGAGUGUCGUUACAACAAGCAUUUCCGCUCCUAUAAUGUUGGCUAUCAUCCUCAAGUGGAAGCAGGGACUAUCUUCUUGAACUUACAAGGUGGAGUCUCCCUCACACCUGUAGAUGAGAAUUGGAAGCGCCUAGCUAGUUGGCAGACCUAUAUGAUUGGCCAGCCCAUGUACUUUGAGGCCAUAACUCCCCAUGGUCAUGCUGGAAUGAGGCUGUACUUAAGCAAGUGCUACAUCACUGCUUCUCAGAACCCUGAUACUACACCUAAAUACACUGUGAUGGAUAACUAUGGAUGCAUGGUGGAUGGUAAGAACACUCCUCAAAGCAAGUUUUACCCUAGUGAGGACAAGGCAACAUUAAGGUUCUCUGUGGGAGCCCUUAUGUUUAAGGACAUGGUCUCUGAUCCUACUGAAAAGAAGGUAACUGCAACAUGUGAAGCUGACCCUGUCAACAUCCUGGAAAUGUUCAUUCAUUGUGAGAUGUUCCUGGGACCAGAAUUACCAACUUCAGGAACAAAAUCAUGUUCCUACAUGGCAGAUGCACAAGGGUGGUCAGAGUUGUAUGGAAAUGACUUGGUUUGUGCUUGCUGUGACACUUCCUGUCCUGCCCCAGAUCCCUCAGUGACUCUGAAGAUUAUCUCCAGUGGUGCCUGGGGGGUUAAGGGUGACCAACCCAUGCAAUCAAGGGAGGAAGUCCUGAAUUAUCCAGAGUUGGAGCUCUUCUGGGACGAAGCUGAUGAAACAAGAGCUUAAAGAAUGAUCUGUUGCUACACAUUGCAUAAAGUCUGACUGUAAAUAAAUAAAUAAAUAAAUA